Trichoderma breve is the source of this 7257-nucleotide messenger RNA. RefSeq names its product KR domain-containing protein. NCBI's taxonomy places the organism in Eukaryota, Fungi, Ascomycota, Sordariomycetes, Hypocreales, Hypocreaceae. The transcript has 10 exons. The record is from RefSeq and is a predicted model, not a curated record. Gene Ontology annotation, biological process: fatty acid biosynthetic process; secondary metabolite biosynthetic process. Gene Ontology annotation, molecular function: phosphopantetheine binding; 3-oxoacyl-[acyl-carrier-protein] synthase activity; fatty acid synthase activity. Bases 1 to 7257 code for a protein of 2418 amino acids.
AUGGAACAAAAUAAGGCCAACUCACAGCCAGACACUCUUACAAACCUGGACGAUGGAUCCAUUGCGAUCGUGGGCAUGGCAUGCCGCUUUGCCGACGUAGCAUCUCCAACCCAGUUUUGGGAUAUGAUCGAGAAGGGUCGGAGCGGCCAUGGCAGAAUACCUGAGCGGUGUUUUGAUGCUGACGCCUGGUAUCACCCUUCGAGAGGUCGACGUGGAGCGGUCAUCACCAAAUCUGGAUUCUUUCUUGACGAUGUCUCACAUUUUGAUGCCCCCUUCUUUUCCAUUACGGCAAGUGAAGCGGCCGCUAUGGAUCCAAUGCAAAGGUUGGGGCUCGAAGUAGCAUACGAGACGUUUGAAAACGCGGGUAUUACAAUGCAAAAGCUGUCAGGGAGCAGGACUGCGGUUUAUAGCGGUGUCAUGACUGCUGACUAUCAGGAAAUCGCCGAAGGGGAUUUAUUUUCUCUAGGAGAUCAUCCUGGGUCUGGAACUGCAAAGUCGAUCUUGGCUAACCGUAUAUCAUGGUUCUUUGAUCUUCGUGGCCCUAGCCUGUCACUGGACACGGCUUGCUCUUCUGCUCUCUACAGUCUUCAUCUUGCUUGCCAGGCAGUCCAAGCUGGAGAAUGUGACCAGGCACUAGUAACUGGCACGAAUCUCAUCUUGCAUCCUAAUCUCAUGGCCCAGUUUACUGCGAUGCACAUGAUCACCCCUGAUGGAAUUAGCCACACAUUUGAUGAGUCGGCUAAUGGAUACGGUAGGGGUGAAGGAGUGGCUGCCGUGAUGGUUAAGCCCCUCAAGGAUGCCAUUAGAGAUGGAGAUGUGGUUCGGGCUGUUAUUCGUGCUACGGGCGCAAAUUUCGACGGCAAGACUACCGGCAUGACCGUUCCAAGCGGAGAUGCCCAAGCUGAAUUGAUUCGUGAGACGUACAAGAAAGCUGGCAUUUCCAUGAAUGACACUUGUUAUUUCGAGGCACACGGUACUGGAACGCCACUAGGGGAUCCAAUUGAGAUGCAGGCUAUCGCCCAAACCAUUGGAGCCGAGCGAAAAGCCUCGAAUAAUGGCCCUCUCUAUGUCGGCAGUGUCAAGCCCAAUGUUGGCCAUACAGAGGGUGCAGCUGGUCUGGCCGGCCUCAUCAAAGCAGUACUGUGUCUCGAAGCUGGCAUGAUACCUGCCGUGACUCGCUUGAAAAAGCUGAAUCCCAAGCUACACAUGGACGACUGGAAUCUGAUUGCGCCGAUGGAAAACGUAUCGUGGCCCCAGGCGGGUGUUCGACGAGCCAGCGUGAAUUCAUUCGGCUUUGGUGGCGCAAAUGCUCAUGCGAUUCUUGAUGAUGCAUUGCAUUAUCUCUCCUCACGUGGGAUUCAUGGACGCCAUAUCACACAUCCAAUCCCUCUCCUGGGCCACUUGUCCAUUAACCUGGAGCAUGGAUCAUCCUCAUCAUCCGCAACCAUUGGAGAUGACACCGCCAGCGAGGAUACCCCAGAUGUAGAGCAGCAAGACCAUCUAUUUGUUUUCUCCGCCCAAGACCAAGGUAGCUUGGACAAAGUUGCUUCAGGCUACGCAGAGUUUCUCAAAGAUGAGCCCCAGAAAGACAACAUUGCUACCAUGCAGUCACUGAGUCACAUUCUUUCAGAAAAGCGGACCAGACUGGAUUUCCGAAGUUUUGUUGUGGCACAUAGCUUGGCCGAUCUAAGUGCCUCUCUUGAGGCAAACCAACUUCCCCGCGAGCGCUCGUCUCCCAAGGACAAAGCCAUCUUCGUCUUCACCGGUCAAGUGUUUAGCGAGAGCAUUCGGCGCAGUCAGAAGGUAGUGACAGCCUGCGGUGGUGAUUGGGACAUAGAACAUAUGCUCAUGACGGGGUCGGCACAAGAGCUAGGAAACCCGCUGUACUCACAGCCUCUUUGUACAGCUAUCCAGAUUGGUUUGGUGGAUAUGCUAUCUACUUGGAAUGUACAGCCAGCUGCUGUUAUUGGUCAUUCAUCCGGCGAAAUAGCUGCCGCCUAUUCUUCAGGUGUUUUAUCUCAUGAAGAUGCUAUGUACGUGGCAUACUACCGUGGCACACUUUCCAGCGUCGUCUCGUCACGAGCCGGAAUUCAGGGCAGCAUGCUGGCCGCAGGAAUUUCCGAGUCUGAGGCCGCCAAAUAUAUCGAUGGCACGGAUUCGGUCUCAAUUGCCUGCAUCAAUAGCCCGUCUAGUGUAACACUCUCUGGCGAGAGCAGUGCAAUUGCAGAAGUACAUGAUGCUUUGGUAAAGGAUGGCAAGUUCUCUCGCCAGCUGCGGACGGGGGUGGCUUACCACUCUCAUUACAUGGCGGUCGUUUCUGAGGAUAGCAAGCGCUUGUUAGCUGGCCUAGAAGAUAGGCUGAGACCAGCGCGAGUGCCGAUGUUCUCUUCUGUGACGGAGGAGCGCAUUGAGGGCAGCAGACUCGGCGGAAAUUACUGGAUGGAGAAUAUGCUGUCCACCGUCCGAUUUGCUGGAGCACUGCGCAAUCUUGUAACUGGUGCGGAUAUCCAUGGCGACGAACUGCUAGACACUGAAUACAGCGCGAUUAUCGAGCUAGGACCCUCCAAAACGCUACAGGGCCCGAUUAAGCAAAUUUUAACUGCUAUCAGCCCUCGAUUAGCAAAGAAGCUGCCAUAUCGCUCCAUGCUGGUGGCUGGGAGCCACGCGCGCAAGACAUCACUCGAGGCCGCGGGAUUCCUUUGGUCGACGGGACAUUCAAUUGACCUGGGAAAAGUCAACGGAAUCUCAGCAACAUCCGAGUUAGACCUGUGCAUGCUCCCCCACCUCCCGAGUUACCCUUGGAAUCAUGAGAAUAGCUUCUGGCACGAGCACCUAGCCAGCCACGCUGUCCGUGUCCGUAAAGAGCCCAGAACGGAUCUUUUAGGAAUGCCGGUUGAUGGCCAGAAUCCUUUCGAGCCUAGAUGGCGCAACAUUCUCAGCUUGGCCGAGAAUCCAUGGCUAGCGCAUCAUCGUGUGGCCUCGGCUUGUUUGUUUCCUGCUGCUGGAUAUCUUGUCAUGGCUAUUGAAGCCGUGUUGAAGUUGGCAGCAAAAGAUGUACAGAAAGGUCGAGUACUCAAAGGUAUUGAACUUACAGACGUGACCUUUGAGACGGGACUUGCUCUUCAAGACGAUGGGUCGGCCACCGAUAUUUCUAUAACUCUCAAACCGCAUGCGGCUAUGGACGCAGUGUAUACUUUCAGCAUUUACUCUGACUCUUUUGACCAGCCUGUACGCCGCCUUGUGGUUGGCUCUGUUGCUGCUACUUAUGAGGGCCAACAUCAACAAGAAGACCACGGGUUUGAACUGGAACCUGUUGAUGUUAAAGAGUUCUAUGCAAAACUUGCAUCCAUUGGGCUGGAAUAUGGCCCGACUUUCCAGGCUCUAGAAAGCAUUGAUACUGUUUCCUCAGAGAAUGGAGCCUUGUCUGAUGGUGCUGCCUGCGGUACUCUCAAGGUGCCUAACACCAAGUCAAUUAUGCCCAUGGAAUAUGAGUUUCCGCAUCUCUUGCAUCCUGCGACGCUGGAUUCUGCGUUCCAUCUGGCCUUCGCUGCACUCGAGACCCAGGAGGAAAUGCUGCGCCCAGCAGUACCAGUUUCUAUUGAGCGUGUUUUCAUCUCAGCUGAUUUGCCUUCCAGUCCUGGUUCCAAGUUUCUCGGCAUGGCCUCAACCAAACGCACCGGAAAAGCGUCGCUCGUCGCCGAUAUCCUCUUUGCCGAUACGGAGGUUUGUGGUCCGCAGAUUGUCAUUGAAUCGAUGGGAUUGAGCGACGUGGGAGAGGCAUCCCAAGACGCUGGAUAUAAUGCCACAAAUUCAGUCGCCAGCAAUCUGCGAACAGCUGACAUCGUAUGGAAAGAGGACAUUGCCAUGAUGGAAUUGCCCCCCAAUACUAAUAUCCAAGAUGGCCCAUCACUGCUUACCUCAUGGCUCGAAUGCUACUUACACAAAUAUGCCAACGCGAAUGUCUUAUUUGCCGGAGCUGAAAAGGACAUGGAUCUUCUAGAAACUCUCCGGUCCACAUUUGCAUCACAUCAGAGGGCUGGUGGCCGGGGUAAGAUGUUUUCCUGCCCAAUUCCGCAGUCGGACACAAGUGAGGACAACACUACACUCCCAGCAUACAUGCAAAAAUCUCUUGCAAAUGGCCCUUAUGAUGCAAUCAUACUGGUUGCUUACGGAGGCCGAGGAAACAGUCUCUUUUUGCAUUCCAUUCCACGCCUUCUUAACCCCGGUGGCCAAAUAGUGAGGCUCGAUGACAACGGCCGCAUAUAUAUGCAGAAGGGGGAUGAGGUGAGUAUUACUGUAGAUGGCAGCGAAACUAGCCACUCUGGCAUGGCCAACUCGAAACAGUCAUCGUCAAUGUUGUUGAGUACGUUAAUGCCAGAGGGUGUGAUCAUACUCGAGCGCGGUGUCAACGACCAGAAUCCGGAAGCCCUGCGGCUACGCGAUGCUUUGACUGACAUUCUAAGCCAAUAUGGAGUCCCAGUGACUAUUCAGGGCAUGGGUCAAACUCCUAUUGAAACCACCAAUUCGUACAUCAUCUCGCUGGCAGAAUAUGGCCAAAGUCUUGUCUACGAUUGGGGCAAAGAGGAUUUGAUCCAGUUCCAAAGUAUGGUGGCCAGCGCACGCUAUGUGCUUUGGUUGACUACAGGCGGCUUAAUGGCUCCUGAUGAAGACGGCCUGAGGUAUAGCCUUACUCAAGGGUUGUUGCGUACGGUUCGAGCAGAGUACCCCCAGCUGGUGCUGCCGCAUCUGGAUAUUUCACCGAACAGCUCAAGCCUUUGCGAAGGCGUGGCGUCUAUUGUGACCAAGAUUCUGAGUAUGACUCUACCCGGCAUUGACUCCGAGGUCUUUGUAGAGACUGAGUAUGCUGAGCUGGACAACAAAAUCUUCAUUCCCCGUCUCGUUCGUAAUGCGGCUAUGGAUGCUGAAAUCGAAUUGCUGGCGUCCAACACCACAUCGAUUGACAUCGGGUUGAAUGAGUGUUGCCAGCCCUUGAGAUUAUCCACGGCGGAAGGGUCUGUACAAUGGACGCCAUGCGAGCCUCACAGCUCCGUAGGCCCUGGCAAGGUUAUGGUAGAGACCAGAUACGUCGCUGGCUCAACUUUGGAAGCGGCUCCUAUGCCGUGGGCCGUUGUCGGCAUCGUCCGCAAGGUAGGAGCCUGCGUGUCCGAUUAUCACGCGGGCGACUUCGUUAUACCCCUUGACGUCUCCAUGGACCUUGAUGUGAAAACUAGCUUCAUUGCCAGUACUUCUGAUCUUCUUAAAGUACCCGAAAAUAUCUCGGCUACGCAAUUAGCAUACUGGAUAACCCCGUUCAUUGUGGCGCACCAAGUUCUUAUUAACCAGCAGCAAACAAAUCCAUCAGCUUCUUACGGAUUGCUGUCUAAUGCGAAGAUGAUGAACCAAUUUACAUCUGAUCUGGGCAAGAAACUACAGCCAAAUCUUACACCUCCAGACAGUGCAGGCCACUCGCCUCUCCGGAGUUCAACACCAGAACUCCCAGAGCGGCAACAUGCCGAUACCGGGGGUGUCUUAAUUGAUGUGGAAGAUUCAGCUUUGAGAGCUGCUCUGGGACAAACCGCACAUUGGCUUGGCCUAAAUGUGUUUAUCGUAGUACCCGAAGGUGAAAAGGUCGACGAGGACGAGCUUGCAGGUUGUACCAUUCUGCAUCAGAUGACCCGUUCAUUCAGCAGGAUGAUGCGAAACAAAACUGGUGCUUCGGGUAUACAACUUGUAUUGUCGUCGCUUCAGAAUCCGGCAACUGUACAGCAUCUGAUGGCUAGUCUCGGGCCAGGUGGCCGCUUCGUGGCAGUCAACCCUUCAACUAACCGUGAGAACAACCUGAGAGCAGCUACGCCUCGUUUCGAUGUUACGCUGGAGCGUCUCGAUACUGCAGAUAUGGAUACAUCCAACAUGCGGAUUUCCAUGCGCGCCGUAUUCGCAUUAUUCUCUAGCAAGACUUUGACUCUCCCGCUGCUACCGCCCUCCAGCCAGAAGCCCAUAUCAGAGAUUGGCCAAUUUUUAGAUCAAGCACAGGAUCACCGACCCCUGGUCUUCUCACUGGGGCCUCAAUCGUUCGUUCCAAUGCUUGUAUCUGGGCUCCCUACUCUGCAACAGAGUGGGCUGGAUCCCAGUGGCACAUACAUCAUUUCUGGUGGCAUGGGUGCAUUGGGUCUUGAGAUGGCAGACUGGCUAUGCGAACAAGGGGCCCGCCACAUACUUCUUCUAUCACGAUCUGGGAAACCAAAUGACUCUGCCCUCUCCGCAAUCCAUCGUCUUUCACAGCAGGGUUGUCGGUGUGAUGUGGUACGCUGUGACAUCAUCUCGGCUACUGAUGUAGAGUACGUGGCAAGUCAAGCGAAAAGGGAGAAUUGGCGCAUUCGUGGUAUCAUACAAGCUGCCAUGGUGCUGGCUGAUUCUCCGUUUGAGUCUAUGACAAGCGAGCAAUGGACUACAGCCACAGCACCGAAAGUCCAGGGUUCCUGGAACUUGCACCAUGCUUUAGGCUGCCAUAAGAAUCUUGACUUCUUCAUUCUGCUUUCAUCUAUUUCUGGAAUCAUCGGCAACAGCGCCCAGGCUAACUAUAGUGCCGGCAAUACGUUUGAAGAUGCACUAGCUGCUCACAGACGCCAUCGGGGUUUCCCUGCCACCAGUCUGAAUCUGGGUCUUGUCAACAUGGAUACGGGCAACAUCGGUUCAGUGGAUGACUUCGUCAAGAAGUUUCCGCAUCUUGCAUCCGUUCUGGUCAGCAAGAAGGAAGUGAAGGCUGCAUUGCAGCUUGCUAUCCGUGGCAUCGGCCUGAACGGUUUGCAAAUCCCUAGCCAAGUGGUAGUGGGUAUCUCGGGCUCUAUCCAACUUGACGACAACGGAGGCAGCAGCUGGUCUACUGACCUUAAAUUUGUCCAUCGACUUGAUCGACAGCUGCAAGGCGAUACUGCAGGCGAAAAACAACAAAAGGUAAACUACGAAAAAGCCAUCAAGAGUGCUAAAACAACCGAAGAAGCAAGAUUAAUUAUCGAGGAUGCAUUGCGCGUCCAUGUUGCUGCGGCUAUGUCGUCUGAUGCAUCCAACAUUGACGUGGAUAAAUCGGUGACAGCUUACGGAAUUGAUUCUCUUAAGGCUACAGAGGUGCGGAAUUGGUUCUUGAAGGAGUUUGAUAGCCGCUUGUCCAUAUUCGAGAUUCUCAGCCCAAUGCCCAUCUCGCGUUUGGCGCUGAGUAUUUUCAAGAACUCUUCAUAUAGCAAUAUGGCAACUAAAUGA